Molecule: messenger RNA, 10649 nt
Organism: Coregonus sp. 'balchen'
Lineage: Eukaryota; Metazoa; Chordata; Actinopteri; Salmoniformes; Salmonidae
Source: the annotation of a GenBank genome assembly
GGUGGUGUGUGGGCAGCGCUGCUCUGGCCCUGUCUGCUCUCCCUGGGUGUCCCUCUGGAGUGUAAGGAUGAGCAGGGCAGCAUCACACGCUGUGCCUCCAUCUCCCAGGAGAAACUACUGGACCGGGUCAUCCAACAUGCCGAGCUCAUCUACCGCGUCUCUGAGGAGUCCUGUACUCUGUUUGUGAGUACCACACUACUCCUACGUACUUCCUACAUUUUCAACGUACCUCCUCUAACAGUACUCACUGAAGAAAUGUGUUCAUUCAUAUCUGUCAUAUCUGUCUGCACAUUAUAUGUGCCCUGUGUUUUGGGGAAGUCCUAUGGAAAUAAUUACCCUACCAAUCUCUUUGCUAUAUGCUCCACCAAUAUAACCAACACCUUCUAGCUUCAAAGUAGUUUCCCAACUCUCCUCAGACAAAGAAUGAUUUAUUGAAGGUAUAGAAUCAAGACCAUGCUGAUAAUGAUAUACUGUGCUGUGAAUUCAUAUUGUGGUUUUCAGUAGCAGGAAAGCCCAUUCGGUAGGGAACCAGCAUCAGCUUUGAAAUGGAAACAUCAUGUAUCUCCUCGUUAUUGGCAGUGGUGGAAAAAGUACCCAAUUUUCAUACUUGAGUAAAAGUAUAGAUACCAUAAUAGAAAGUUACUCAAGUAAAAGUGAAAGUCAGCCAGCAAAAUACUACUUGAGUAAAAGUCUAAAAGUAUUUGGUUUUAAAUAUACUUAAGUAUCAAAAGUAAAUGUAAUUGCUAAAAUGUACUUAAGUAUCAAAAUAAAAAUAUAAAUAUAAAUCAUUUAAAAUUCCUUAUAUCAAGCAAAGCAGACAGCACCAUUUUCUUGUUUUUAAAAUGUAUGUAUAGCCAGGGGCACACUCCAACACUCAGACGUUAUUUUCAAAAGAUGCAUUUGUGUUUAGUGAGUCCGCAGGCCAGAGGCAGUAGGGAUGAUAAGUACGUGGAUUUUACAAUUGUCCUGUCCUGCUCAGCAUUCAAAAUGUAACGAGUACUUUUGGUUGUCAGGGAAAAUGUAUGGAGUAAAAAGUACAAUAUUUUAUUUAGGAAUGUAGUGAAGUAAAAGUACAAGUUGUCAAAAAUAUAAAUAGUAAAGUACAGAUACUCCAAAAAACUACUUAAGUAGUACUUUAAAGUAUUUUUACUUAAGUACUUUACACCACUGGUUAUUGGAAAGACACUGCAUGAGGCCAACAGAUGAGAACAAGUUGAAGAAGAAAACACCAGCCGCUCUGCUUGUAGCUCAGUUGACAGACGGCUCGUCUCUAUUGGCUGGAGUUAGGCGAGCAUGAGUCAGUGUUUAUCUGACAUGUUGUUCAUUGUUCCCUGUCUGUUUGAUACAUAGGAGGAGAUGUUUGUCCCUAUCCCCAUGCGCUCCCAGAGGAACCAGGCAGGAUACACGUGCGCCACCAAAGCCUUCCCCAUCCCCGGCUCCAAGAGUGAAAUCCAGCAGAUCUCGGUGAGCAGAUGAGAGCUGGGCGCUCCACGGUUCUCUCUCUCUCUCUCUCUCUCUCUCUCUCCCUCCCUCUUCUCUCGCUCUCUCUCUCUCUCUCCUCUCCUCUCUCUCUAUCUCUCUCUCUCGUCUAUCUCUCUCUCUCUCUCUCUCUGUUUGUUUGGGCUUUUGUCUUAAUUUCCGGCGAUUGAGAUGUCUUCCUUCUAUGAUUGUGGGACUCCACACACACACACACACGCACGCUCGCACACACAUGUGUCUGUGUGUGUAGCCCCAAAACACAAAACAGAAUUAGCGGUGCAUAGAAACAGCACGUCGCUUUGCAGUUAUGGUCACUUAACAUAUGAGUGAGUCUUCUGUCUCUGUAGUGCCAUCUUCUGUGGUGGAUUGUUUUGGCCCAUUGAACAAAAGUUGGGCCUAAUUAUUCUUGAGAAGUCUUGAAAAUGUCCCUUGGUGCCACCAUUAUAAUUAUUGUUAUUAUUUUGUUGUUGUUGUAUUUUUACCUUUAUUUUGACAGGGAAGUAAUACUGACACUAGGGUCUCUUUUACAGAUGAGCCCUGAUUAAAUACAUCAAACACAUAUAAUAUACACAAUUACAAAACAUAUUAAGAUAAACAGACACAUUUAUCAACAUAGAGGUCUCCGAUGAUUACUCUGAACUGACCAAGGGGGGCCAGAACAUCUAAUUACAGAGAGCUCUGUAAGUUGCUCCACAUAUAGGGAUAAAAAAAAACUAAAAGCAGGUUUACCCAACUCUGUGGAGACCGAAAGGGCCUCCAGUGUUAUCCAAGCCUGAGACCGGAUUUGGUAAUUUGUAAGUCUUAAUUGAAUUAAUGAUGAUAGAUACAUAGGACGUUUCUGCAUGAUUGCUUUGUAGAUAAACACAAGAAAAUACUGCUCUUUCCUUACAUACAAAGAGGCCCAACCCACUUUUUGAUAUAGAACACAAAGGUGAGUUCAAUAACCAUCAUCGGUAAUCAACCUAAGGGGACAAUGGAAAACAGCAUUUAAUGGUUUAAGUGUAGCUGCUGUUGCAUGAACAUAAAUCAAUAAUCUAAAAUAGACAUAAAAAAUGGCCUGGACAAUUUCCUUCCUAUUAACAAAAGUCAUAGAUGCUUUGUUUCUGUAAAAUAAACCUUCUUUGAACUACAACUUCUUCACCAGCUCAGUGACAUGUUUUAAAAGGACAGUUUGUCAUCAAGCCAGCUACCAAUAUUCAUUUAAGUCUGGGUUAUGGGUCCUAGAAAAAAAACAUGCAUUUUGUUUUGCUUGCAUUUAGCGCUAACUUUAGAUUCAAUAGUGACCUCUGCAGUGCUUAAAAAUCUGACUUCAAAUGUGAAAAGGCUUGGCCAACCGAUGGAGCAAUGGAAUACAACACUGUAUCAUUUGCAUGCAAAUGAAUAUAUAUAUAUAUAUAUAUUUUUCAGCAUUACCAAUGUUAUUUAUAUACAGUGAGGGAAAAAAUUAUUUGAUCCCCUGCUGAUUUUGUACGUUUUCCCACUGACAAAGAAAUGAUCAGUCUAUAAUUUUAAUGGUAGAUUUAUUUGAACAGUGAGAGACAGAAUAACAACAGAAAAAUCCAGAAAAACUCAUGUAAAAAAUGUUAUAAAUUGAUUUGCAUUUUAAGGAGGGAAAUAAGUAUUUGACCCCCUCUCAAUCAGAAAGAUUUCUGGCUCCCAGGUGUCUUUUAUACAGGUAACGAGCUGAGAUUAGGAGCACACUCUUAAAGGGAGUGCUCCUAAUUUCAGCUUGUUACCUGUAUAAAAGACACCUGUCCACAGAAGCAAUCAAUCAAUCAGAUUCCAAACUUUCCACCAUGGCCAAGACCAAAGAGCUCUCCAGGAAUGGGCUACAAUACCAUCGCCAAGCAGCUUGGAAGAAACACAAAAUAACUGUCAAUCUCCCUUGGCCUGGGUCUCCAUGCAAGAUCUCACCUCGUGGAGUUGCAAUGAUCAUGAGAACGGUGAGGAAUCAGCACAGAACUACACGGGAGGAUCUUGUCAAUGAUCUCAAGGCAGCUGGGACCAUAGUCACCAAGAAAACAAUUGGUAACACACUACGCCGUGAAGGACUGAAAUCCUGCAGCGCCCGCAAGGUCCCCCUUCUCAAGAAAGCACAUAUACAGGCCCGUCUGAAGUUUGCCAAUGAACAUCUGAAUGAUUCAGAGGAGAACUGGGUGAAAGUGUUGUGGUCAGAUGAGACCAAAAUGGAGCUCUUUGGCAUCAACUCAACUCGCCGUGUUUGGAGGAGGAGGAAUGCUGCCUAUGACCCCAAGAACACCAUCCCCACCCUCAAACAUGGAGGUGGAAACAUUAUGCUUUGGGGGUGUUUUUCUGCUAAGGGGACAGGACAACUUCACCGCAUCAAAGGGACGAUGGAUGGGGCCAUGUACUGUCAAAUCUUGGGUGAGAACCUCCUUCCCUCAGCCAGGGCAUUGAAAAUGGGUCGUGGAUGGGUAUUCCAGCAUGACAAUGACCCAAAACACACGGCCAAGGCAACAAAGGAGUGGCUUAAGAAGAAGCACAUUUAGGUCCUGGAGUGGCCUAGCCAGUCUCCAGACCUUAAUCCCAUAGAAAAUCUGUGGAGGGAGCUGAAGGUUCGAGUUGCCAAACGUCAAGCUCGAAACCUUAAUGACUUGGAGAAGAUCUGGAAAUAGGAGUGGGACAAAAUCCCUCCUGAGAUGUGUGCAAACCUGGUGGCCAACUACAAGAAACAUCUGACCUCUGUGAUUGCCAACAAGGGUUUUGCCACCAAGUACUAAGUCAUGUUUUGCAGAGGGGUCAAAUACUUAUUUCCCUCAUUAAAAUGCAAAUCAAUUUAUAACAUUUUUGACAUGCGUUUUUCUGGAUUUUUCUGUUGUUAUUCUGUCUCUCACUGUUCAAAUAAACCUACCAUUAAAAUUAUAGACUCAUCGUGUCUUUGUCAGUGGGAAAACGUACAAAAUCAGCAGGGGAUCAAAUACUUUUUUCCCUCACUGUAGACUGUAAACAGUAGUGGCCCUAGUAUCGAACCUUGGGGCACCUCCUAAUGUAACUCAAGGAACUCAGAUUUGACCCCAUCUACCUUGAUGGCCUGAGUUCUGUCCUUGAGAUAGUUAUGAAAUCAUUGGCAAGCAUCAGUACCCAACCCUAUCGAGGACAGCUUAUUCAACAGAAUAGCAUGGUCUACAGUAUUAAAAGCUUUUGAUAAGACUACAAACAUGGCAGCACAAUUAUUUCUAUCAUCUAAGGCAUUUGCAAUAUAAUUUACAACAAACAUGGUAGCCAUAGUGGUGCUAUGUUUAGGUCUGAAUCUGGAUUGAUAACGUAGCUGUUUGUUGAUCAAUGAUUCUAAUAUUUUCGCAAGACAAGGGAGCCUGGAAAUGGGUUGAUAAUUAUCGAGAUCCCUAUUAUCCCCGCCCAUUUGGAGUGGUAGCGCACACUUUUGGAAUAUUUCCUGAAACUAAAGUUUAAAAAAAAAAAGUGUGUUACUGAGCCAGCAAUGAGAGGUGCUGCAUACUGAAGCAAAGACGGGUCCAAAUUGUCAGCCCCUAUGACUUCUUGGUGUCAAUAGCUAAUAAGACAUCAAGAACUUCUGUCUCUGUGAGUUGCAGAAAAGAAAAACCCUGAUUAGCAUUUCCCAAGCCAAGUGAGGUUUACUGAUCAUCCAUCGAGGCAACUGGAGGCUGUAUGUGGGAAGAACAGUCAACUGACUGGCCAAGACCAGUAUGACCAGCUGAGAUAAAAAUGCUGAUUAAAAUCAUCACAAAUGUUAACUAUUUCAGUAUGAUGCAGGAGUCUAAAACGACUUGCUUAGGCAGGGAAGUAGAAGAAUUACCCUGCUUUAGUGAAUUAACGGUUUUCCAGAAUUUAGAGGGAUCACUAACAGAGUCUUCCAUAGCGCUAAGGAAAUAGUUUGAUUUGGCCUGUUUAACCAUGGCAGUUCACCUAUUUCUCAAUUGCCUAAAUAGCUGCCAAUUAGCUAACGAGCUAGUUUGUCUAGCCUUAACACAGGCCUGAUUUAUCAAGAAGAAGUCUGAGAGUUUAGGAGAGUACCAUGGAUUCAUUCAGUUGUUGACUCUGAGUCGCUUGAGAGGGGCAUGUUUAUCAUCCAGAGAGGUAAAAAUUGAUGAGAAAAAGUGCCAAAACAGGGUCUGGUAUGCAGUAUGCAAUUAUACGAGGGUCAGAAUUUUUCAAUUUGCAAGCAUAGGGCAGUGGUCGCUGAUAUAAUUUGAAAAAACACCACUAACCAAUUACUUAUGGGGAUAGUUAGUCAGGAUAAGGUCAAUCAAUGAGGAGUUUGAUAGGUUCUUUAAUCCGAGAGGUUUUCGUUAUCCGCCGAGUGGAGAUGAACUCAAGACAGAUAUUCUUAAACUGAUCUGAGGCAUGUAUAAGCUAAUCAGGAUUAAGAUCUCCUAACACAACCAGUUCAGAUACAAGAAAGGGUUUUAAAUAAUCUGAAAUAAUACCAACAGCCUCUGCCAAAAGCGGCUGGGGGGCGGUAAACCACAGCAAUAUACAGUACCUGUCAAAAGUUUGGACACACCAACUCAUUCAAUGGUUUUUCUUUAUUUUUACUAUUUUCUACAUUGUAGAAUAAUAGUUAAGACAUCAACACUAUGAAAUAACACAUAUGGAAAAAGUGUUAAGCAAAUCAAAAUAUAUUUGAGAUUCUUCAAAAUAGCCACCCUUUGCCUUGAUGACAGCUUUGCACACUCUUGGCAUUCUCUCAACCAGCUUCAUGAGGUAGUCACCUGCAAUACAUUUCAAUUAACAGGUGUGCCUUCUUAAAAGUUAAUAUGUGGAAUUUCUUUCCUUCUUUCUUGAGCCAAUGAGUUGUGUUGUGACAAGGUAGAUAGCCCAUUUGGUAAAAGACCAAGUCCAUAUUAUGGCAAGAACAGCUCAAAUAAGCAAGGAGAAACGACAGUCCAUCAUUACUUUAAGACAUGAAGGUCAGUCAACCCGGAACAUUUCAAGAACUUUGAACGUUUCUUCAAGUGCAGUCGCAAAAACCAUCAAGCGCUAUGAUGAAACUGGCUCUCAUGAGGACCACCACAGGAAAGGAAGACCCAGAAUUACCUCUGCUGCAGAGGAGAAGUUCAUUAAAGUUACCAGCCUCAGAAAUUGCAGCCCAAAUAAAUAAUUCACAGAGUUCAAGUAAUAGACACAUCUCAACAGCAACUAUUCAGAGGAGACUGCGUUAAUCAGGCCUUCAUGGACGAAUUGCUGCAAAGAAACCACUACUAAAGGAGACCAAUAAGAAGAAGAGACUUGCUUGUGCCAAAAAACAUGAGCAAUGGACAUUAGACCGGUGGAAAUGUGUCCUUUGGUCUGAUGAGUCCAAAUUUGAGAUUUUUGGUUCCAACCGCCGUGUCUUUGUGAGACGCAGAGUAGGUGAACGGAUGAUCUCUCCAUGCGUAGUUCCCAUGAUGAAGCAUGGAGGAGGAGGUGGGAUGGUGUGGGGGUGCUUUGCUGGUGACACUGUCAGUGAUUUAUUUACAAUUCAAGGCACACUUAACCAUCAUGGCUACCACAGCAUUCUGCAGCAAUACGCCAUCCCAUCUGGUUUGCGCUUAGUAGGACUAUCAUUUGUUUUUCAACAGGACAAUGACCCAACACACCCCCUGGCUGUGUAAGGGCUAUUUUACCAAGAAGGAGAGUGCUGCAUCAGAUGACCUGGCCUCCACAAUCACCCAACCUCAACCCAAUUGAGAUGGUUUAGGAUGAGUUGGACCGCAGAGUGUAGGAAAAGUAGCCAACAAGUGCUCAGCAUAUGUGGGAACUCCUUCCAGACUGUUGGAAAAGCAUUCCAGGUGAAAUAUAUUUUGAUUUGUUUAACACUUUUUUGGUUACUACAUGAUUCCAUAUGUGUUAUUUCUUAGUUUUGAUGUCUUCACUAUCAUUCUACAAUGUAGAAAAUAGUAAUAAUAACGAAAAACGCUUGAAUUAGUAGGUGUGUCCAAACUUUUUACUGGUACUGUAUAUAUGCACUUUUUGGCUUGUGGACACUUUUAUAACCAACAGCUCACACAUUUUGGGGACAGAGAUGCUAAGAGAGCAUGUUGCCAUAAGGGAAGAUCUUACCUAAAUAGCCACCCCUCCCCCCUUUUGUGUCUGUCACAUCUGAAAAUGUUGUAGUCCGCAAUGGCAAAGUCCUUAUCCAUAAUCAAAUAAUUCAGCCAGGUCUUUGAGAUAACCAGAACGUCUGGGCCAGUGUCAUGCACCCAGACAUCCAGAAAGUCCAGUUUAGACAUCAGGCUUCGCACGUUUAUAUGUAACAGUCCAAGCCCUGUGCGAGAUUUGAAAACAGCAGGAGUAUCCAUAGUGUCACAGGAGUCAAUAGAACUGGAUGAGCUAGGCACAAUAUGCUUCCUAAUUGGAUUCAAAGUUAGAGAGCUAAUAGUAGAAUUCAGGUAACUGUGCACAGGAUUACUAUUGACAACACGCCUAUGCUUAUGAGCACAUGUAGCAAAACAAUAGCUUGAUAUAAAACUAUUAAUACCAUAGGUGGAGCUAACAGUGGGUUCCUUAAGGGCGCUAACAGAGCUAUCAAUGGAAAUUAAAUUAACAGGCACAGAAUUGCUAUGUACAAUACACCUAUUAACAUGGGAAGCUGUGGUGGAAUGAUAUCGGAGUAGAUACCUUUCAGGAGCUUGAUUUGACCAGUCAAUGCCUCAGUGCUGCCUUGUAGUGUUUGGACAGGAUCCAGGCACCCAAAUGAUUAGGGUGGAUCCCAUCCUCCUUAUAGAGCAUCCUCUGCUUCAAAAAGGUGUCAGAAUUGUCUACAAAAGUUACACCCAAGGAGCUGCAGUAGUCACGUAGCCAGUUGUGAAGUGCUAUUAGCCUGCAAAAAUUUUUUUGGGGUGUUCAGCAGAGACCCAAUCAAUUCUUCAAAAUCCUGUUUCAGCCGUUCCGAGAUACCAUUCCUAAUGUCAUUAAAUCCCACAUGGACUACAACAGCAUCAAUCUCCAUGUGCUGACAUAGAACGGUGGGGAGCAGCCUAGUAAUAUCCUGUACCAGGGUAGCACAUGGUUUUUGCUCCAGAAACCGAGACGUUUCUUACCAUAGAGCUGCCUAAGAACACUGCCGGCGAGAUGGAAGAGGAAAUCUGCCCAUUCCUACACAUAGCAUGACUCGGGAGACCCGUCGAGGACUUGCGAGAGGCAGAAACUUGCACGCUCGCAACUCCUGGCACCCGGUUCGAGCCUGCCAUAACCAACGAAGCCUCAUUCACCGUAGAAGCCAGAACAGGGGACGAAGGCGCAGAUACCUCCGGAACCGAUCUCAAAGUGGAAGCCCCCAGGUAUGAGGGUAACGGAACCUCCAGAUUCAGGGCAGCAAAGCUGUUUGAAGUCUGUAUCCGGUCCGGGCUUCCCACCGCCAAGGAGGCCCCUACUGCCAAAGGCCGCUACUUUCGACUUCCACGACGAGUGACGUGCCUCCAUGGCUGGUUGGCAUGGUCAAGAAAAUAAGCAUCCUCUAAGUCAUCCAGAAGCAUCCUACCAACACCAUUUUCCAGCUACUGGAGUAGAAGAGAAAGAGAAAGUAGGCGGACGUGGAUUCCCCAGUAGCUUGUGUAAGUUCGCUAUUUGUUUGCUAAGAGUAGCCACUUCGCCUCUGUAGUCAUCUGCGAGCAAACAGUUGCUACAUUGAAAGUCCAGACAGUCCACAUUGCCCCAGAAUAGAGCACUGUAGCGUUGAAACCAUUAAUUAGCGACCUCCAUUUCAAACUACAGGCUAGCUAGGCUAACUGGUCUUCUGUGUCUCUCUUCUUGACAGGAAUUUACUAAAAGUUUGCUAUAAGCUACAGUGGGUUUGCAAAUACAGCCCGCACCCCGCCUCCCAAAACAAGCACAGACCGUGAAAUGGCAAACACAAAAGCAACAAACAUCUGAGUCACACGCCAGUAUGGCAAACACAGAGAAAGCGGAGCGCUUGCUCACUGUUUGGAUCCUGGCUGCACAUACACCAUUCAAGCGGGAGAUGACCAAGACCACUUUUAACUGUGAUCCUGCCAGGGCCAAACUCUUUAGCUUUAAGGUCAGCUAAGUCCGUGAGUUGGAAACUAAGCAGCAGCACUUAUAUAAAGGUUGAGGUGGGAAAAUGUGGAUUGCUCAAACAUAAAUAUCUAUAAGUAUUCCUCUACAACGUACAAAUGACAAGUGGAACACUGUGAGUUCGGAGCAGGAAGACGAUAAUUGUUCACUACUGUAACUGCUAGCUGAACACCAGAACUCCCUCUGCAUUCUACACUAAAUGCCAAAAAGUUUAAUUGAGUACAGAAAAACAAUUUCCUUGUACUUUUAGCACUGUAAUGUUUCUGUCAGAUAGAUCGAUGACUUUACUGUUGAAGGUAUUGCCUCUGUGCCUCUGUGCCUCUGUGCCUCUGUGAUUUGAGGGUAAUUAUUUUUAGGUUAGUAUGUAAUUGCUAUAGCUGAAUCCAGUUACAUAACUAUAUUAAAACUGCACAAUAAUACAGUGCUGUUCAGUACACAAUGGUCACAAAACUCAAACUGUGCUCCAUAAACUGUGUUGUGCAGGACAAGUGGCUCCUUCACUCUGUCCUAAUGCUGGUCCAGUCCUGGAUUGAGCCAUUGGUGUACCUGCAAACCACCUUGGAUCGUUAUGACGACGCCCCUGACACUCUACUCAACAAGACCAAAUUGGUGUCGGAAAAACUCCUUAGUUUAGAACAAGGAGUCGUGGUCCUCAUCAGGAAGGUACUUCAGUAUCAUUACUCUAAUACUUGUGGCCUUUAGGCAUUGUUAAGCCCAAUGCAUUUUCACACAAUGCAAAUCCAUUAGCACUCAUUUGCUCACAUCUCUUACUCCUCUAUCAAUGCCUCAUUUCCUUGCCAUCACCUCUCUCUCUCUCUCUCUCUCUCUCUCUCUCUCUCAUCUCUCCUCUCGCUCUCUCUCUCUCUCUCUCUCUCUCUCUCUCUCUCUCUCUCUCUCUCUCUCUCUCUCUCAUCCCCCUGUCUACUCUGUCCUGUCCUUCCUGUGUACUAUAGAUGCUGGACGAGGGCAUGCUGACCACCUCCUACUACGAGCAGGGCGUGGCUCCAUACGACAUGCAGUCUGAGGUGCUGGAGUCAGUUCCGAGGGACUACACUCUUCUCAGCUGCUUCAAGAAGGACGCGCACAAGAUGGAGACCUUCCUCAAGCUCCUCAAGUGUCGCCAGACUGACAAAUACAGCUGUUUCCUUUACUAG